Diorhabda sublineata is the source of this 633-nucleotide messenger RNA. RefSeq lists its product as uncharacterized. The transcript is spliced from 4 exons. Bases 55 to 519 code for a protein of 154 amino acids. Gene Ontology annotation, biological process: double-strand break repair via homologous recombination. Gene Ontology annotation, molecular function: single-stranded DNA binding. Lineage: Eukaryota; Metazoa; Arthropoda; Insecta; Coleoptera; Chrysomelidae. The record is from RefSeq and is a predicted model, not a curated record. Gene Ontology annotation, cellular component: Shu complex.
GAAAACAUAACCUAUAUUAGUUUAUGAUCUACUGGAAUUAUUUAAUAUAGGAAAAUGAUUCCAAAGGGGAUACAUCCUACAUUAUUGUUAAACGAUAAUAACAAUUAUAUUUUGUUUAAAACAGCGAUUUAUUUUGCAGAAUUGGGAUUAAAUGUAUGGUUUAUAUCUCCCAACGUUAUUGAUAAAAUCCCAGAAAAUAUCUCACCUCCAGAUAAAGAAAUUUUACAAUUAAUCAUAUUUAUAUACUUGAAAAACUAUAAAGACCUAAUAACCCAUUUAAACGCUAUCCACAUGUGGCACAAGUCUCCUACAGUAAUUAUUUUAGGUGGAUUUGAUAUUUAUACAAAUUUGUAUGGAACAAAUUAUGACCCAACAUUAACCGGACUCAUUUCCAGUAUAGUAUUGGACAGUGCAGCAGUUUGUACAAAGAAAAAUAACAAAUCAGUUUAUGUAAUUCUUGCUACUAAAAGUACUCCAGAAGAGUAUAAAGAUAGGAUUAAGGUUAGCAGCAGAAAUUAAGCAACUAAGGAAAAUAAUGAGGAAGGACAAGAUAAGAAAGAAGAUAGUUAUAGGAAAGCUCAUAUAGGAAUUAAAAUAAUGCUUAAACUGGUAUAGACACAUAGAGAACACCAU